Molecule: messenger RNA, 1182 nt
Organism: Guyanagaster necrorhizus
Lineage: Eukaryota; Fungi; Basidiomycota; Agaricomycetes; Agaricales; Physalacriaceae
Exons: 5
Coding region: 45-905 (286 amino acids)
Source: RefSeq, a predicted model, not a curated record
AACAAAGUGACCUUCACGCACCUGCCGCCACAACUUCACUUUGCAUGCCUCAAGACCGCUCACCCAGGCGACGAUAUGAGCAGCACACCCCCGAACGUGGAAGGAGGGGACGUGAAUACUCACCUCCUCAGGCUCCUACGUACAGACGAAGUCGAAGUCGAAGUCGAAGUCGGAGCCCAGUAACCAAGCGGCGGAAAUAUUCGUCAAGGUCGUCUUCUCGUAAUGAAAGGAGAUCAGAUUCUCGGGAGAGGAGACGGUCGACCUCUCGUGACCGACAGAUGAGAAAAGGAAGGUCACGGAGAAACAGGUCAUCGUCAUUAUCCAGUACAUCGUCCAUUGAUAAGAAAAAGAAGAAGCGGCGGAAAGACAGUAAGGAACGACGAGAAAGAAAGGAGCGGAGAAAAGAAAAGAAAGAGCGAAAGAAAAAGAAAGCCGAAGUUCCUCAGUGGGGUAAAUACGGAAUCAUAUCUGAGAUUGAUAUAUUUUCCAAAGGGCCCGAGUUUCAUACAUGGCUUGUCGAAGAGCGCAAGAUAAAUCCAGAAACAAUUUCGAAGGAUCAGAGCAAGAAGGAAUUCGUGCGGUUCGUGGAAGAUUUCAAUACCGCAACGCUACCCCACGAGAAGUACUACAACAUGGAAGCAUACGAACGGCGGAUGUCUGCAUUACGCUCGGGAGAGUUUGUUCCCCCGUCGGAUGAGACGUAUGAUCCCCAAGCCGACAUGAAGGCGAUCAGUGGCGCACACAAGAAGAAGCUGGUGGAACGCGAGAGCUACAUGAGCCGCGAGCAACUGAUGGAGUUGAGGAAAGUGCAGAAUGAAAGAAUCGAGGCCGGUAAAAUGAAGCUACUAGGUAUGGAUAUAAAGCAAAAUAUGGGAGUACGGAUGGAUGGAACAGCCUUUGAGUGAUAGAUCAUGAUGUGUACUGUAGUUUCCUUAGCCGGUUCCAAGUGGAACAUAUGUAUAUGAUUGUCUGUCAUUCGCCUCGGCUCUUCCUCUCACUCUACCACCAUGAGCAAAAAAACUGACCUCCUUAUCCUUGGUGCAACAGGUAAGAUACUGGGAUCUACUUUUCUUGUCUGACCGGCAACAGGCAUAACCGGUCGCCAAACUGUUCGCUACCUCUGCAGCCAUCCCGAACGCUCGUCAUUCACUUUUUCUAUCGCCGGCCGCAGGAAGGAUGCUC